Messenger RNA from Ricinus communis (castor bean), 1889 nucleotides. RefSeq names its product aluminum-activated malate transporter 8. Gene Ontology annotation, cellular component: plant-type vacuole membrane. The coding region runs from base 138 to 1637 and encodes 499 amino acids. The record is from RefSeq and is a predicted model, not a curated record. NCBI's taxonomy places the organism in Eukaryota, Viridiplantae, Streptophyta, Magnoliopsida, Malpighiales, Euphorbiaceae. The transcript has 6 exons. Gene Ontology annotation, biological process: malate transport.
UGUAGCAUCUCCCCCUUUUCUUUUCCUCUCUUUUUCUAAGUUAGAAGUAAAGGAAAACUAGCUCAAGAAAGGGUUUAAGCCUUAGGUUCUUUUUGUUUUUACCUUGGUAAUAAUCUAGAGUUUCCUUUCUUUGGUUCAUGCAAAGUUGCCAAUCUUUAGCCAUGGAGAUCGAGCCAUCAAGUGAGGAGAAGAAGGCUGGGCCUUUCUCACGUGCAUGGGGUUGGUUCAAGGCCUUGCUUGAUAAGUUCAAGUGCAAGGUGGUCGGGACUGCAAAAAGCAUACAGAAGCUUGGACGAGAUGACCCCAGAAGAAUCACUCAUUCUCUAAAAGUGGGACUUGCUCUUACACUGGUGUCCUUACUGUAUUAUUCAAGAACCCUUUAUGAUAGUUUCGGGGUUGCUGGAAUGUGGGCUGUGCUAACUGUGGUAGUAGUCUUUGAAUUCACUGUAGGUGGAACCCUGAGCAAGAGUUUGAAUAGAGGUUUCGCAACAUUGUUAGCUGGUGCUUUAGGGGUCGGAGCUCAACACUUAGCAGGUCUCUUUGGGGAGAAAGGACAGCCUAUAGUUAUUGGAUUCCUUGUUUUCAUUUUAGCUGCAGCAUCUACAUUCAGUAGAUUCUUUCCAAGAAUCAAGGCGAGAUAUGACUAUGGAGUCUUGAUUUUUAUACUGACAUUCAGUUUGGUUUCUGUAUCCGGAAUUCGAGUUGAUGAACUCUUAGUACUAGCUCAUCAAAGGCUAUCAACAAUAAUAGUAGGUGGAGCAGCCUGCAUAGUCAUAUCAAUAUGUAUUUGUCCAGUUUGGGCUGGUGAAGAUCUUCAUAAGUUAGUCGCUUCCAACAUAGAAAAGCUUGGAAACUACCUUGAAGGUUUUGGAGAUGAAUAUUUUCAGUGUUCAGAAGAUGGAGGGAAGGGUAAUAAGGUUUCCAGCAAUAAUGACAAAUCGUUUCUUCAAGGAUAUAAGACCGUACUAAAUUCAAAAUCCUCUGAAGAUUCCAUGGCAAAUCUUGCAAGAUGGGAACCUAGACAUGGCCGAUUCGGUUUCAGGCAUCCAUGGAAGCAAUACCUGAAGAUUGGAGCAAUCUCUAGGAAAUGUGCUUAUCAUAUUGAAGUUCUUAAUGGCUGCAUCAACUCUAAUAUCCAAGUACCAGAAGAAUUCAAGAAUAAAAUUCAAGAAUCAUGCACAAAAAUGAGUGAAGAAUCAGGAAAGGCAUUAAAAUUACUAUCUUCAGCCAUCAAAACAAUGACUCAUCCAUCUCCUGCAAACACCCAUGUAGAGAACUCAAAAACUGCCAUUAAUGAACUUAAAGUUGCUCUGAAAUCUUGUUCAUUAGAUUAUGAAGACCUACUAGUAAUAGUACCAGCUGCAACAGUUGCAUCAACCCUAACUGAGAUUGUCAAAUGUGUCGACAAAUUAUCCGAGUCGGUCCAUGAACUUGCCAAUCAAGCUCAUUUCAAGACUGUUGAAGCUACCGUCUCACCGGAAAAACUACUUCACCGUGGUACGAUAAAUCCGGUCCUUGAUGGCGAAAGUGAUGAUCAUGUUGUCAUUGUAAUAGAUGGAAACCCUACAGAUUCACCAGAAAAUCAUGAAAAGAAUCACCCACCAAAAAUGCCUACCCGAGAACAUAUACAAGUGUAAAUAUCUUGUUAAUUAAUAUUUACUUUAACAUGUGGACUAGAUUAUUUUUUCAUUUAUUAUAGUUCACUGUUGAGUAACAUUAAUUAACUCUAGUUUAGUUUCACAACAUCUGUGAGAUAUUGAAGAGGGAAAAAUUAGAUAUUAGUGAAAAGUUUUCCCCAUUGUUUUUAUGUGUUUCUCGUAACAAGUUCUUGUAAUAUUUUGAAGGAAGUGCUCUUCCUCUUGAUGAAUAUUCAAUGUUGCUUUUAUUUU